This is a messenger RNA of Danio rerio (zebrafish), 3820 nucleotides long. It is a transcript of the gene ctc1, whose product is annotated as CTS telomere maintenance complex component 1. The record is from RefSeq and is marked provisional. Gene Ontology annotation, cellular component: chromosome, telomeric region; nucleus. NCBI's taxonomy places the organism in Eukaryota, Metazoa, Chordata, Actinopteri, Cypriniformes, Danionidae. Gene Ontology annotation, molecular function: single-stranded DNA binding.
AUCUGAACACAAUAUUUACACUAAUAUUCGCUCAUUAAUGAAGGUGACAGUCAUAUCGAUACCCCGUGCAAGUGUUGACGGAUGGAGGAGUUUCUAAACAACUUUAAAAGCUACAGCAGAGCGGAUCAGCGCUGGCUCUCUGCAGUGUUUGAGGCGGUGCAGCAGCAGUUUUCCCCACUCCUGGACUCUGAUGGUUUCUCCGUGGCUCGUCUGGCUCAGUCUGUGGUGGAGAAGGUUCAGAGAGCCGUCGGGUCAGACUGCGCUGAUUUACCUGUGAGCUACAGGAUUGUGUCUGUGUCAGAGCUGAUUCGAGAUCAGCGAACUGCUUGCUGCAGCAGCCUUUGCUGGAGCUCCGCCCAUUACCGGGACCAGGCCAAGAAGGCGGAGCAAACACUGCCCAAUUAUAAAGCACUUCCACGGGACAACCUGCUUCUGAUUGGCUUUCUGUGUGACGGACGGGCCGAUGGGAAGAGUGAGGGAGAGUGGCGAGUGAGAGACGCUGGAGGGAGCGUCCCGUGUAUGAUGCUGAAGUCCUCCUGUCUCUGGCUGGGGAGGCUGAUGCUGUUUCCCACAUGGAACUACAUCCCCCAGAAUGCACCUGGAGCAGCAGGUUACCUGGAGCUGGUGGACCCUCCAGUAUGUGUAACCCUGGAGGCCAUGACCUUUGACCCUGGCGGAGCUCUGACUGAGGUCAUGAGUGUGAGACACGCAGCUGAGCUGCUUGCACACAGCUGUGAGGAUCAGGUGUGUGUGUGUGUGGGUGGGCAGGUGUGUGUUGUCGGUCCUCUGCUGUUGAUUCGUGGGAAACGCUUCUUCUGCCUCGUCCUGAGUGACGGAGGGUCGUCAGUGGCGCUCAUCAUCAGGGAGCUGAAGCAUCAAUACUGGAGGCAGUGUGUGUGUGUCGGCCAGAGUGUGUGGAUCUCGUCUCUGCGUGUGUGUUCGCUGGGGGCGCUGGAGGGACGUCGCGUGUUGACUGACAGCUGUCAAUCACGCCUGCAUCCACACACACCACUGCAGGAAAGCUCAGAGGAGCAGGACACUGAAGACGACACGCACACUCCUGCAGACACCACACACACACUUGCAGAUGCCACACGCACACCUGCAGACGACACACGCUUGGCGUCAGAUCCGGCAGUCAGAGUGAAACCAUCCACCAUCAUCAGCUUUAAGGGUACCGUCACAAAGAUCUUGAACGCAGAGGCGGGGCUUUAUGAGCUUGACGGACAGGUGGGGCUUUGUCUGGCCUAUCAGCCUACUCAGAAAUGGGGCGGUGGCUUGAGACCGGGGGCGGAGAUUCAGCUUCACAACGUCCACUUCACGUAUCAGGCAUCGGCGUUUGCUCCGCGGGCGGUUCUGUGGGCGUGUUUGCGCUCCAGUGUUCAGAUCACAGCCUUCAGCCGCCUGUGUUCGGAGCUGCAGGUUACGGAGCCUCACGGGGCCCUGCAGCGCCUCCUGCUGGAGAGGAAUCUGGGGCCGUCGCAGUAUCUGUGGCUCUGCUACUGUCAGAAGGCCAUCGCAGAGAGGUUGAGUCCGCGGUGGGUGCGACCUGACCGUGUGUGUGUAGUUGCUGGACGGCUGUUGGACGUUGUGUGUGACGCUGAACAGAAGACGAAGAAGAAGAGAAACAUUUACACAGAGAUGAUUCAGGAGCCACACCACUGCCCUAUUAGCAUGUAUUGUGUGCGGUGGCCGAGUGCUGCUCUGUGGUCGGUGCAGCAGCUGUGUGUGUGGAUGCAGCGUGAGGUGUGGUCGUCUCUGUCUCUGCCGGCUCUCCUGUCUGCGUCUGCGCCCCACAUGACGGCGCUGGAGCUGAAUUCUGCGCUGCGCUGGUCCAGUGUGGAGCUCCGGCUGGAGGAGGCGUCCCCUGACCCGCUGCUGCUGCUGGGGGUGCUUGAGCUGCAGGCGGAGAGCGCAACACUGCAGCUGCGCGACCACACACACAAACUCCACUGCCUGUGUGUGUGCAGAGACCACAGCCCCAACAUCAGCACGGCCUGGCAGGGCUGUCUUGUGUGUGUGCGCCGCUGUACUUUAGUCAUGGAGAGGUUCAUGAAGACAAACUUCCCUUCCUGGAAACACCUGGAUCAGCCGAGUUACAUCACACUCAAACACUGCAGGGUAUAUCUCCAGCUGUGUAUGGAUGAUCUGAUCAUCAUCAGUCCGUCUUCCUCCAUGAGUCAUCAAAUGGCGGAGAGCAAACUCACACACGGACACACACACAGAAGCUGCGGCGAAUCCUCCAAGAGGCUCAGAUCGGCUGACGCUGGAGUGUGUGAGCGUGCCGACAGCUCUGCGGUGUGUGUGAGUCUGCUCUUCAGAUUGGAGAAUAAGCAUGGCGUGACGCUGCAGAACGUGUCCGCAGACACACACACACGGCAGCUGGGCUUCAAGUGCAGAGCGGUGUGUGUGGGGGGCGUCCAGCGCUGGAGCCAUGACCCCAAAAACUGCAGGAUUCAGGAGCGAGAGCGAGACGGCGGCGGCCAGACGGUUGAGCUUCACUUCAGGGGGUCAUGUGUUCGCUGGUUCCCCGUUCUUCAUCCGGGAUGUGUGUAUCGAUUAAUCGCACUCAACACUGAGGAUGUGGGCGUGUUAGAAGCUAAGGGAGUGUCAGCGAGGGGCGGAGUCACACAGCUCAGUAGCCCCUCCCUCCUGCUGCAGCCGCAGUGGCGCGUUCACACACUCACAGAGGAGCCUGCGGACGCUCAGGCUGCUGCUCCUGCGCUCAUGUCUGUGUCUGAAGUUCUGCACAGCAGCUCCGCCCCUGAGGUCGUCUCCUUUCAUGGAAUCAUUUCUCAGCGAAUCACACUGCAGGAGGACAACGAAGCACAACCCAAGAUUAAAUCAGUGUCACCUACUGCAGACACGCAGGAGGAUCUGAGGGUGCGUCUGACGGUGCAGGACGCUGAGUGUCCCGGGCUGAUGGUUCACGUGUAUCUGGAUCUGUCCUGUGGUUUAUACACACUGGGUCUGAUCACCGGAGCUGCACUGCAGGUUCACCAUGUCCAGCGCAAAGUCUCCAGAGCGUGUAACGUGUACUGCCGCUCUCUGCCCAUCAGUUAUGUGAGCGUCACUGGUCUGAGGUCAGUGUGUUCAGGGCCCGCAGCAGCAGCUCCUCCUCCUCCCAUGAUGCUCCUGGGCUCCUGGGCGUCGGUCGGGUCGCAGCAGUGCCUUGUGGCUCAGGUCAAAGGUCAUGUGGUGUGUGUGUUGUCUCUGCGUCUGCAGUGGAUCUGCUCUCUCUGCGGCAGCAUCUUCACACAGACGACCUGUGGCCGAACUCACCCGCCAUGUGACUCCACCAGCGCAGUGUUUCAGGCCGAGGCCAAGGUGGUGCUGGAGGACGGCACAGGUGAAGCUCACGUCUGGUUCUCGUCUGAAAGUGUGUGUGGUCUGCUGAUGUUGAACGCGGUUCAGUGGGAGGGGCUUCAGAGACUCGUCAGGGUCAAAGGUCACGUGAAGGUGUACACACGGGGACGCACCAGUGAGACCUACUCUACACCAGAGUGUGUGAGCUGUGUGUGCGCCAGCGGAAAAUCUCAGCUGAGGAAAGUUCAUCGAGGACAAACAGAAUUCAUCUGCAAAUUCCCACCUGCACUACAGUUACAAUGUCAACACAUACACACACGCUGAACACACACACACACACACAUAAGCUAAAACACUCACUGACACACACUCCCCAUGCAGACGGACUGAAGCGCUGCUCUCUGUCUGAUGUUGUUCACUGGAUUAUGUUUGAAACUACAGAUUUUUGUGCCUUAAUACUUUAUACUGCAGCUGUUGCUCACAAACAGAAAUAAACUCCAUUAUACUUUGUUAA